Anguilla rostrata (American eel) is the source of this 10314-nucleotide messenger RNA. RefSeq names its product zinc finger protein 462 (gene znf462). Bases 190 to 7758 code for a protein of 2522 amino acids. The record is from RefSeq and is a predicted model, not a curated record. Lineage: Eukaryota; Metazoa; Chordata; Actinopteri; Anguilliformes; Anguillidae. The transcript has 13 exons. Gene Ontology annotation, cellular component: nucleus. Gene Ontology annotation, biological process: positive regulation of transcription by RNA polymerase II.
CUCUGUGGUUGCUCAUUAUUCAGAGACAGACGGAGCUCAGGUCAUCUGCAGCUGCAGCAUAGGAGAAGCAGGAAAGAUGGCGAUCAUUCACUAGACCAGGCACACGCAUGAGCUACAAAACAACUUUCAGAAAGAUCGCUUUUCUGGACAAACCCCAGUAUCCCCUGAUUUUCCGGGGAGACCUCAGCAAUGGAGGUGCUACAAUGCGAUGGCUGUGACUUCAGGGCAGAAUCUUAUGAUGACCUCAAGACACAUAUCCAGGAUGUCCACACAGCCUUCCUGCAGCCCACGGAGGUUGGAGACAGGACCCCCUGCCACUCCAGGUCUGACUCCCUCAACUCCCUCAGCCAGGCAGAGGAGGAGGAUGAAGAAGAUCUGGCAACUCUGAACAAUGAGUUUGACACUCCACAUGAACAAGCAGGCCCUCAUUCCAUUGACUCGGGACAGUUUUCCAGUUCUAGCCAAAUGACUCACAACCAAACAGUCAACCAGUCUGCAAAUCCUGCAAACCAGUUUUUCCAGUGCAAGUUCUGCAUCCGCUACUUCAGAUCAAAAUCCCUCCUCAGCGAACACACAAAGAAAGUUCAUGGUGUUAUGGGAGGUGCUUCAAUAACUGAAAGUAAUUCACCCACUUCCCAGGCAUCCAACUUUAAUGUCCUGAUACAAGAUGGUUUCGGGAAAGUGUUCUCCUGUCAGUAUUGCACAUAUAAAUCUCCACGUAGAGCCAGGAUCUUAAAACACCAAAAAAUGUAUCACAAGGGUCACAUGUUAGACUCUCCAGGGUCCCCAUCUGAGGUUGUCACAGAAUCUAGUUCCAAUGCCCUGUUCUCUGAGGAAUCUUGCAGCGAUCUGUCUGAGGAGGUAGUAGAGCGUAGUAUCUUGGAAUCCAUGGUUAAGCCUCUGACCAAAUCUAGGGGAAACUUCUCCUGUGAGUGGUGUGGCUAUCAGACCCUUCGACGAGAGCGUUGGUGUGAUCACAUGAUGAAGAAGCACCGCAACAUGGUGAAGAUCUUUUCCUCUAUCCAGGAGCCGCAUGAAGGAGAAGGGAGUAUGGGUUCCUGUAAACCACACUCACCUGCUUCACCAAGAACACCCAACUCCAACUUAAUGCCCAAUAACUUGAGUGGCAGUGAAGGUUCCACAGCUAACACCUCCAAUUUCAAGGGAUCCUCCGGAAAUACAAUGCUCACAUCCACCUCUGGACAAACAAGCAAGAUUUUAUCUUAUGAGUAUACGCAAAUGAAGUCCAAGAUUCCAAACAGUACAGGCUCCUCCAUUUUGUCUGAAAGGUCAAGUUUUGUGAUGUCAGAUGUGUCCAACUCUGCUGUGGAUGAAGACAUCAUCCUCAAUGAUUCUGGAAGCAGCUCAGAUGAUGAAAUUGGAGAUGAAGGUGAUCCCAAUGAUCCAAACUCAACUGAAGGUUCUGUUAAACAGCUGUUGUCUGAAGAGGAUAAUAAAAUGCUGGAGACGAAAGGGAUACCAUUCAGGAGGUACAUGAAUAGAUUCCAGUGCCCGUUUUGCUCCUUCCUUACCAUGCAUCGGCGGAGCAUCUCUCGUCAUAUUGAAAACAUCCACUUGUCUGGCAAGACCACUGUAUAUAAAUGUGAUGAAUGUCCUUUCAUCUGUACCAGUCUGCUAAAGUUAGGUACCCACAAGCAAUGUCACAUGGGGUCAUCCUCAGAGUGGGACACUACUGACUUACAGAAUGAAAGCCCAGGUGUUCGCAUUGAGGGUCCAGUAAAUGGAGGAAAUAAUGGCUCCAAAAUCAAUGGGAAAAAGUCCAGCCCAGUAAAUGAAACAACACAACAGAAUCCUCACCGAUGUACGAUUUGUAGCUUUUCAACAACCACACUCAAAGGUCUGCGCGUCCACCAACAACACAAGCAUUCUUACUGUGACAACAUGCAAGCCACUAGUCAUGAGGGAUCAUCAAACGAACAGCAAGAUUCUGAAUCCGAAACAUACAAUUCUCCAAAUUAUGUUAAAAAAACCCAGACAUCAAUUCUUGGAUUUUCAUCCAAAAAGCACUUGAUCAACAAAACUGCAAGAAAGUCCAUCAAUGACUUACCUUUGGACCUGUCUCCAGUAAAGAAGAGAACCAGAAUAGAUGAAAUUGCCAACAAUUUACAGAGUAAAAUCAGUCAAAGCAAGCGGCAGGAGGAUGCAAUAAUCAACCUGGAGGAGAUGGAUGAUGAUGAAGAGGAGGAUGAUAAUAUUGAAAUUUUCAUGGAUGAAGAUGAUGAUGAUGAUGCUGCAGAAAGUGAACGUCAGAUAAAAAAUCAGAGCUACUCCUAUGACAGACAUCAUUUACCAGAGGAAUGCACCAGUGGAAAAAAGAAGCACAGCCUUCAGUCAAAAUUUAGCACAAGGAAUAUUCCCAUCCAGCUAAGUAUCUCAGAUGAUGAGGACAAUGAAAAUGAUUAUGGUGCCCCUGUUGAGCCCAAAGAUCUUCAUGAUAGAGGUAGCCUAGACAGCAGAGAUGCUUUUCAGGAGAACCUUGAUUACAAUGAGGAUUCCGGCACACUUUUUUACUGUAAACAUUGUGAAUACCAGAAUAAGUCAGCACGCAGUGUAAGCACACAUUAUCAGAGAAUGCACCCUUACAUCAAGUUCAGCUUUAGAUACAUCUUGGAUCCAGAAGAUCAGAGCGCUGUCUUCCGUUGCUUGGAGUGCUAUAUUGAAUGCAGCACUUUUGAUGACUUGAAUCAACACUACAUGGAACAUCACCCUGAAGCCAUUAACGCGCUGAACUUCAACCAACCUGAUUUGGUUUACAGGUGCCGUUUCUGCUCCUAUACCAGCCCGAAUGUGCGGAGCUUGAUGCCACAUUACCAAAGAAUGCAUCCAACAGUGAAAAUAAACAAUGCUAUGAUAUUCUCCAGUUAUGUGGUUGAAACACCUCAAAAGGGCACAGAAUCCCAAACACUGAGAGAGAUUUUAAACUCUGGACCUAAAACUUUUUCAGCUUCCACCCCUGUUCCCAGGUCAUCAGCUCAUUCAAGUCCAAUUCACAAAACGCACUCCAAGACACAAGAGUCCGGCACAGAGUCAGAAGCUGGCAAAGAAACCACGGUUAACAAUGUUGUGGUCUAUGACUGUGACAUCUGCUCCUUUGCCAGCCCUAACAUGCACUCAGUUCUGGUUCAUUAUCAGAAAAAGCACCCAGAGCAAAAAGCGUCAUAUUUCCGUAUUCAGAAAACCAUGAGGGUGAUCUCUGUUGAUAGGUCUCAGACUACAAGUAACACUACCUAUAACGUGAACACACCCAGUACUCAAAAGACAUCUAAUGUCAAUCCUUUGGGAGCAGAUGCAGAAAUAUACUACUGCAAACAUUGUGUCUACAGCAACCGCUCUGUAGUUGGUGUACUUGUCCAUUACCAAAAGAGGCAUCCAGAAAUAAAGGUGACCGCAAAAUAUAUCAAACACGCCCCUCCUACUCCUGCCUUGAUGAAACUAAUGGAUGAGUUACAGAUUGCACCGCCGAAGCAGUUCUUAAAACAAUUCAGCAACAAUGGACUGGAUGCUUCUAGCACUGCCCACCCCAGGCCUUGUGGGGAAAAGGGGGAGGCUGAGAUGCUGUUCUUUUGUCAGCACUGUGACUAUGGUAAUCGCACUGUGAAAGGAGUGCUAAUACAUUACCAGAAGAAGCACAGAGACGUGAAGGUGAAUGCUGAUCUGGUCCGCAGACACACUGCUGUCGUACGUAGCCAACGAGAGCGGGCCCAAAUGAUUCAGUCUGGCAACCUGUCUGUCACUGCCACUGUCUCUGAGACCGAUAAGACGAGGGCUCUUCGGUCUUUGAAGUGCAGGCAUUGCUCUUACUCAUCUCCAUAUGUCUAUGCUUUGAAGAAGCACCUGAAGAAGGAUCAUCCUACCGUGAAGGCCACUGCUAUGACCAUCUUGCACUGGGCUUAUCAAGAUGGAAUUAUUGAGGCUGGAUAUCACUGUGAGUGGUGCAUCUACUCGCAUGCAGAACCAAAUGGACUACUCAUGCAUUACCAAAGACGUCACCCAGAGCACAAUGUUGACUACACCUACAUGGCUAGUAAGUUGUGGGCUGGUCCAGACACCUCUUCCAAGCAGGCAGGAAAUUCAGACACUAAGCACUACCAAUGCAGAGAUUGUGCCUUUGAGGCUUGCUCCAUCUGGGAUAUCACUAACCACUAUCAAGCUGUUCAUCCUUGGGCUAUCAAAGGGGAUGAGUCUGUGCUAUUGGACAUAAUCAAAGGUAACCGUUCAUCAAAUAAAUCACGGACAGUAGUUUCUAAAGGACAUGUCACUCUGUCCAGUACCCUCAAUAGUCAUCAUCCUGAGCAUGAUGAGGACUCAUUUGAUGCUCGAAGAUCAUCUGAAGAAAUGGCCCCUCCUCAUCUCUCAUUCGCUAGCACCUCAAUUGCAAACAACACAUACCAGUGCACUGUGUGUCUGUCUGAAUAUAAUAGCCUUCAUGGGCUCUUGACCCAUUAUGGCAAGAAGCAUCCAGGGAUGAAAGUCAAAGCUGCUGACUUUGCACAAGAAGCUGACAUCAACCCUAGCUCAGUUUACAAGUGUCGGCAUUGUCCUUAUGUGAACUCGCGAAUCCAUGGGGUUCUCACUCAUUACCAGAAGAGGCAUCCACUAGUCAAAGUCACUGCUGAGGAUUUUGCAGAUGAUAUUGAGCAAAUCAAGGACAUUAAUGAAGGUGAUGAAAAGUCCAAAUCGCAAAGACAGGGUUAUGGUGCCUACAGAUGCAAAAUGUGUCCAUAUAGUCAUGGAACCUUAGAGAAGCUGAGAAUUCACUAUGAGAAUUACCAUAAUCAGCCAGCGUCAGACAUGUUCAAAACUACUAUCACAUUUCCUGCCAAUAAAGAUGACGCAGUUGCUGAAUGCAGUGGCACGAGUGUGGCAGAAGCGCAAGACGUGAGUGACUUUCAGCUAGCACUCUCACAGUUCCCUGUUGACAAAGGAGCAAAGCACUCUGUGUUCAGGUGUCAGCUUUGUAAGUACUUCUGCUCCACCAGAAAAGGUAUAGCUCGCCACUACCGCAUCAAGCACAACAAUGUCAGAGCUCAACCUGAGGGUAAGAACAAUGUUUUCAAGUGUGCUCUGUGUUCCUAUACAAAUCCUAUACGCAAAGGUCUGGCAGCCCACUACCAAAAGCGUCAUGAUAUUGAUGCUUACUACACUCACUGCUUGGCAGCUUCUAAAUCCAUUACUGAUAAGCCAAACAAGGUUGUAGUGCCUGUGUCUCCUCAGGUAGAAGGGCCAGAACUGAGUGAGGAGCUGAGACUGGCUGUAGAAAGGAGAAGGUGCUCUCUCUGUUCCUUCCAAGCUUUCAGCAAGAAGAGCAUCGUCUCACAUUACAUCAAACGCCAUCCAGGAGUCUUUCCCAAGAGGCAGAAUUCCAGCAAGUUGGGGCGCUACUUCACAGUGGUCUAUGCCAAGGAGCCUGAAAACCCAAUUGCUGUUGACGAGAAGAAACUAUUGGAAGAUCAGUCAGAAGUAGAGCAGGAGAAGGAUGGAGAGAGACUGCCAUUCAAAUGUUUGAAGUGCUUCAAGCUGUCCUUCAACACUGUAGAACUGCUGUGCAUGCACUAUACAGAUUACCACUGCAAGGACCUGAAGCGGGACUUCAGUACCCUUGUGAGUCCUACACAGGAUGAUAUCGACUACUACCAGUGUGCUCACUGUGACUUCAAGUUCCUGGGCCUCCCCGAUCUCAGCACCCACCUCAUUAACCACAAUGAGGAGUUCCAGAAGCGGGCGAUGCGUCAGGAGAGGAGAAAACAGCUCCUGAGCAAGCAAAAGGGAAAUGAACCUCCAGAGAUCAAGCUGGAGAAGGUUGACAACCAUGCAGACAAAACCCCCAUUGGCUAUAGGUGUAAUUUCUGUGUGGAGGUCCACCCAACUUUGAGAGCAAUAUGUAAUCACCUGCGGAAACACGUCCAGUAUGGAGAGGUCAAGGCAGGGCACGUGAAGCAGGAAGUAACAGAGAUGCCAGUUCCUCUCCCAGUGGAAGGCAAGGCUAAUGGGGAUGAAGCAGAUGUGGUCGCUGUGGAACCUGGCCCCGUGGAGAUCAUUUCAGAGCUCGCUCAGGCCUCUGUCACCCCGUCUCCUGUCGCCAUGGAGACAGCGGAGGUGGAGAAAGGGCCCGAGGAGGUGGUGGAGAUGAAGGAGAGGCUGGUGGGGGGGCAUCCCUGUGGCCAGUGUGACCGCGUCUUCAUGUCGAUGCAGGGCCUGCGCUCACACGAGAGGAGCCACUCUGCUAUGGCCCUUUUCACUCGCGAGGACAAGUACAGCUGUCAGUACUGCCAGUUUGCAUCUGCCUUCAGACACAACCUGGAUCGUCAUGUUCAGUCUCACCAUGGUCAUCACAAGCCUUUCCGUUGCAAGCUGUGUUCCUUCAAGUCUGCUUACCUGAGCCGCCUCAAGAGUCACCUGUACAAAGCUCAUGCUGGUGAAAGCACAUACAAGUGCUCGUCCUGCUCCUUCUCCACCAUGACCAUUAGCCAACUGAAGGAACACUGUCUGAAGGCCCAUGGAGAGGCCCUCACCCUCACCAAACUCCGUGCUGCCACCCAGGCCUUGUUCCGCCCCCAUAAGGCAGGCCCAGGCAGUGAACAGACCCUUGUAAUCCCUGAAUCAGAUGAACCAGCCUACUUGGAGCCCCCAGAUGUUCAGCAGCAGCUUAGUCACUAUCAGCUGGCGUCACGGAGCCAGGCCACCUCCAGCCCCCCUGAUCUGUCCGGGGUUGAGCCUCGAUUGGACGGCACUCUCACCUGUGAAUUCUGCGAGUUCAGCUCUGGGUACAUGCAGAGUCUGCGCAGACACUAUCGAGACCGCCACGGUGGCAAGAAGCUCUUCAAGUGCAAGGACUGUUCGUUCUUCACAUGUUACAAGUCAGCGUUCACCAUGCACGUGGAAGCAGGACAUGUCAGCACCCCUGAGGAAGGCCCCAAAGAUUUGCGCUGCCCCCUCUGUCUCUACCACACCAAGUACAAGAGCAAUAUGAUCGACCACAUUGUCCUGCAUCGUGAGGAGCGUGUAGUGCCCCUGGAGGUCUGCCGAUCCAAGCUGUCACGCCACCUGCAGGGUGUGGUGUUCCGCUGCCACAAGUGCACCUUCACCUGCUCCAGUGACGAGAGCCUGCAGCUGCAUAUCCACAAGCAUGACGAGCUCAAGCCCUAUCAGUGCCAGCUGUGCUACUACGACAGCAAGCAGCACGAGGACCUGGAGGCCCACCUGCGCAGUGAGCACAAGGUGAUCCGGAACUUUGAGCUGGCGGGACAAGUCAACCUGGACCAGUUGGAGGCUAUGAAGGACAAACAGAGCACUCUGAGCAGUGCUGAGGAAGAGGAGGUCGAGGAAGAGGGGGAGGAGGAAGAGAAUGAGGAGGAGGAAGAAGAGGAGAGUGAGAAAUUCGAUACAAAAGAUGUUCCUGGGUCCCCGAGCAGCAGUCUGUCGGCCUGCAGUGAGAAGCGUUUCCCCUGCGAGUUCUGCGGCCGCAGUUUCACCCACAGCAGCGAGUGGGAGCGCCACGUCCUCCGACACGGCAUGACUGUUACUAACAGGAGGACUGAGGCUGGCUCAUCCCAAUCAAUAGAGGCUGCGGCACAAUCUGAGACGGGCUCUCUGGGUGUCAUGGCGGAAGGAGAUGGAGAUGGAGACUGCGCCAGCAAAUCUGUGCAGGUGGAGAGCAGAUAUCCUUCAGACUUGGCAAAGGAAAGCUUCCUGAAAGAGGAGGAGGGUGAAAUGCCUGUGACCAAAAACGAUUCUUAGGAAGAGGGAAGAGUUCUGCAGCUUCAAUAUGUACUGUACUUGAAAACAAUGGAUUAGGGUGGUGUGGGUGGGACAAAAAAGCUGCUUUUACAAACACUUUAUUAAACAAAAUGACUAAAUGUUUAAAGAAACCCUCAUACCUUUUUUUUUUUUUUUACUUUAAAGUGUAACACAUUCAGGAUUAGAGUUUGUGUUGCAUCCUAAGUAGAAAAAUGUAAGUGUUGAACCUUGAAAGUGAGUUGGUCCCCUAGGACAGAGGCUAUUAUAUUGGUAACCAAUAGUGAAUGGUACUGUAAUGAAGUCAUUCAGGUCAAAAUCUCACUGAGUGUCUACAGUUGCAAAAGCAAGUUAAUAAGCAUCAAUUUAGGUGUAUUUCUGUGUGGACUGGGCAAAGCUGAGUUUUCUUCACCCAGGCUUGUUUUUCCAGUUCAGUAAGUACUGCAAAAUGCUCAGAGAAUAUUUGGCCUUUUAAUUCUCCAAAUUAGUGUAUUUCACUGCCUACAGAAGGGCCACAAUCCUCCACCUACUGAUGAAAACCUUAUGUUAAAAUAGCAGUUAGUUUGGAUUGUGCUUCAGAAAUCUUUUUUGUCAAAGGUAGUCGCAAAUGUUAACAUUUCAUGAGCAUCCUCUGGUUCCUGUCUGUCAUUUACUCAACUGCUACAGGUUAAUUGUCAACUUAUUUAUCAGCUUGCUGGCUGAUAAAGACUACUGAAUAUGCUUAUUUUCUUUAUUUUUUAAACAAAAACAAUGCUUUGUGAUUUGACCCGAAUGAUGAGUUACAGACAUUACAUUUUAGUGAUUCUGCUGAUCUCCUAUAGCAAAAUUCCUUGAGGAAUAGUUGCUUCUUUUUUAUAUUCAUAUUCAUGUAUACUUUUUAGACAUUUAAAAAUAUUGAUAACUGGCCCCAAAUUUGCAGCAAAUUGCUGCACAAAUUCAGAUGUGUUUUUGCUCAGAGGAGUUUUCCUGCACUUCCACAUUUUAAAUUUAGAACAAAAUUGUUCUAUUGCCCACCUUCUAAUGUACAUGCAGGCCAGUAGAAUAAUAUUUGACUCAAGUACUGCAUUGUUCUCUGUUUGGGAAAGAGCAUACUCUGAGUUUAGGAAUAAAUGCUUUUGUUUGUCUUUAUAAUAUAAAUUCAGAUUGCCAUUAAUCUUUCAUCUUAGUUUCACAUUGUUAUGUAAAUAUCAGAAAAAAAGGAGAAAACAUCUGAAUGUUUUACCAUUUACAAUGGUAAAAUGUUAGUCGUUCAAUUUGAUUUGUCUUAUUGACCCAGGAAGUCCUACGGAGUGGUUUUACUGUUUGAAACCAGGUUGAUAUGAGGAGCAGAAUCUUCUGAGAACCAGGGUUAACUGAUCCUUGAUUGUAAAGCCUGAUCCAGUUUUGUCAUGAAAUGGCAUGUGCGUCAGAGGUGAAGGUGGGUGGUGGUUUGGCAACCUGUAGCAAAAAAAAUAAUAAAUAGAAUUUGGUGUGAAUCCUAACUACGACUAACACCCUGCCAUGUCCUUUAUAAUGUAAUCCUGAAGAACUUGGUAAAUGUGGUAAAAGUGUCUGGUUUGAUGAGACUGAUUUUAAAAUAAUAAUAAUAAUAAUAAUAAUAAUAGUUUUUAUGUGUUAGAGGUUGCUGCUCAAAUACCCUAAAGCCUUAUUAGAUAUUAGAAAUAGCAAUUGUUUUGGCACUUGAUUGAAAUAGCUUUUUUCCAACACCAGUUGGACCAAUAAGCAAAAAUAAACAAUUCGCAUAAGGAUGAAAAAUCAUAUUCAGCCAUGAGAAUUACUACUCAAAAAUAACUGCUUUCUAGGUACCAAAAGUGUCAGUUUCCAGAAAAAUGUGGCUGACUCUCUGCUAUGUUUUGUUUUCUUUCUUGAACAAUCAGCCAUUGCUACAAGGGCGGUGAUAGCCCAGGGGUUUCUGGGUGCAUUCGGCUAAUUCCGCAUGCUGUAUUCAGCCAUGUACAGAAAAACAAGCUACUUGUCAAGUGUUUGAAACUGUGGUGUCUCAGAAAGGAUAGUUUGACCUUUUCCUUUACAUGUUGUUCACUUACAAAUGGGGGGAAGACAAAGUUUGGAGUUGUCUGGCUCGUCGUUAGUUAAAAAAUAUUGUAUGAUAUAUCUGAACAUGAAGCAUCUACUCUUUCUUUUUUACCUUUAAAAAGUGAGGGCAAUAAGGUGGCAAAAUCUUUUUUGCACCUCUUUUCCUUCAUAAGGACUAGCCUGCCUUUUUAAAAAAUGAAAUGAUUAGAAAAAUAUUAAAGAAAUAAGCUUUUAAAUGGCAGCUGAUUGCUAGCAGUUCCCAUUAAUAACACACUGGAAACUUGUAUAUAUUUUUGUUUUUGUUAUGUUGUUUUACCUUCUAUUCAGACUGUUGGAAUUCACCAUGGUUUGACUUAGCUCCUCCAUUUUGCCUUUCUCCUGUGAAAAACUGAUUCCUGAAGGUGGAUUGUGAUGUUGCCUAGAAUGGUUGUUUACACUUUUAUUCCAUUUAUUUCUGGAUAUUCUGUAAAUAUUGUAAUUCAUUUGUCUUUUUUAACUUGUUAAUAAAGUUACAAGAUAACAUUA